Didymodactylos carnosus is the source of this 1422-nucleotide messenger RNA. The record is from the annotation of a GenBank genome assembly. NCBI's taxonomy places the organism in Eukaryota, Metazoa, Rotifera, Eurotatoria, Philodinida, Philodinidae.
AUGGGUGAUCUAGUAGAUGAUCUGGAAACCGGUCAACUAAAAUCAGGACUGUUACGUCCAGCAAAAAAAAUGAAAAAACGACGUCAACUGGAUGCAUUAUUGAAAUUUCGACCACGAAAGAAAAGUAGCGGAUCAACGAAAAACGAUGAUCUAUUAACAAGUUCAGAAGAUGAAUUAUUUCUGCCACAUUCAAGAAACGGAACUAAACUUGCUGGUCUUGCCUAUGCAAAUGUUGAAUUGAAACACGAAGUGCAAAAUUUAUCGUUAAGAAUAACUGACAUUGAAAAACGUUUAUCAUCAUUUGAAUUCAAUCGUUUAUUAACAACCCUUGAUUCGAUUAAAACUCGUUUAAUGAUCGUUGAAAAAUGGAAUGGAACAUUUUUUUAUAAUCAGUUGACUAAACUACAUGCAGAUUUCACUCGUAUGGCAUCUCGUGUAUCGAAAUUGAAUAGCGAUGAUGUUCAAGAUGUAGAAACAUCAUCGACUGACGCUGAACUAUCGGAAAAAUUAAACGUAAUUGAGCAAAAAUCUUCAAAAUUGAAAGAAGUAUCCGAUGAACUUGAGAUAUUAGAAAAAGCAAGUAAAUCUCAAACGGCCAAUAUGAUUUAUGAUAAUGAGAAAUUAUCGAAACAGUUUGAUAAAGAAAUGAUUGAACAGUUACUCGAACAAGAUAAGAGCAAGAAUCUUCAACAGGAUAUCAUUCAACUAUUACUAACUAUUGGAUCAUUUAAUGAAACAUUGCAAUCAACAACAUCCUUAUGGAAAAAUGAAAUAAAUUAUCUCAAAACCGAAAUUCAUUCAUUGAAUCAAACAUCAUCAUUUAGGGAACAAUUGAUGUCUCGGUUGACAGUUUCUUUCGAAGAAUUAAAUAGUCUUGUACAAAAUUCAUCAUUAAAAACAUCAACAAUGAUUGAAAUAUUUCAAAAUGAUAUUGAUGAUAUCCGAAAGAAACUGAACAAUUGUAAAUGUACACAAGAAGUUCAUUCGAAACCAUCAGUUGUCAAUGGCGACAUAUUAAGACAAAGUUCGAUAACAAAACCAACAAUAAACGCUAAUCUUGAGAUACCAACAAUGUCAACAUCAACGACGACUAGUGUUCCUACCUCGACAAUAUCUGAGCGAACAUUGCAUUCUAAUAGUAUCGAAAAUUAUUCAUCUUCGAUUAAUUCCAUUACUCCAAUAACAACGAAUAAGGCCGAUCUUGUUGAUGAUGAUCUAAAAACGCCGACUAUUGAUCAAUAUGAUAAGAAAAGUAACGAUACAGUCAUGAAAUCACUAUCUAAUGUAAUUAAAAAACAUCUUGAACAAAGAUCAGAUCAUAAUGAUGACAGAAGCAAUUUGGAAGACAACGAUGAAUCAGUUUAUUUUCAUAAGUUAUUAACAUUAAAAAAGAAGACAAAAAGUGAUAUUAUAAAUAAUUGA